Lotus japonicus is the source of this 1387-nucleotide messenger RNA. RefSeq names its product transcription factor MYB52. Bases 415 to 1140 code for a protein of 241 amino acids. The transcript is spliced from 3 exons. Gene Ontology annotation, cellular component: nucleus. NCBI's taxonomy places the organism in Eukaryota, Viridiplantae, Streptophyta, Magnoliopsida, Fabales, Fabaceae. Gene Ontology annotation, molecular function: DNA-binding transcription factor activity, RNA polymerase II-specific; RNA polymerase II cis-regulatory region sequence-specific DNA binding. Gene Ontology annotation, biological process: regulation of DNA-templated transcription. The record is from RefSeq and is a predicted model, not a curated record.
ACCAAAUUGGCUUUUCUAAGCAACAUCUUUUCUUCCACCACAUCACACAUAUAUAUAUUUCUAUUAUAUCUAUGUCCAUGUGUGUGCUAUACUUGGGUUUGUUAGCCAAAACGUUUGCAUCAAUCCCUAACGGAAAAUUCUCAUCUUCCACCACCAUAUAUUCUCUUUCCACUCUUGUCUUUGUUGUUAGUUGCCUCCUCUUAUAUCUUUGUACCUCUCCCUCUUUGCUUUAUAUAUAUACUCUCGAUCGCACAACAUAGAGUUCAUAUUGAUUAUAUAUAUACCAUAAAGGGAAAGCAAGAUAGAUCAAGCAAGAGGUAGUAGGGUGGGGAAAUAAAUAUUCUCGAAUUAGGGUUUCCUUCUUUUCUUUGUUUGUUGUGUCUUGUUUUGGUCUAGCUUUUAGGAAGAGAUAACAUGUGUAGUAGAGGCCAUUGGAGGCCAUCUGAGGAUGAGAAGCUCCGGGAGUUGGUGGAACGCUAUGGACCUCAUAAUUGGAACGCCAUAGCUGAGAAGCUCAAAGGAAGAUCAGGGAAAAGUUGCAGGCUGAGAUGGUUCAAUCAACUGGAUCCAAGAAUAAACAGGAGUCCUUUCACUGAAGAAGAAGAAGAGCGCCUUCUAGCUUCUCACAGGAUUCAUGGUAACAGAUGGGCCGUGAUUGCGAGGCACUUCCCCGGACGAACCGAUAACGCUGUCAAGAAUCAUUGGCAUGUGAUGAUGGCAAGGAACCGUCGAGAAAGGUACAAGGAGGACGUUUAUGCGAAAGGGCCUCUUCACCACACAAACAAUUUCUCUCCACAGGAUCAUCAUCAAACAAACUUUGAGACAACAACAUGUCUCCCUUCGUUUGUUGAGAAGCUGUAUCAUGAAAAGUAUUAUCCUUGUGUCACGUAUAGCCCUUUCCGGUUUCCCAAGAGGUUUAACUUUCAAGAUCCAAGUUCUUGUUCCACAAAGCUUCUUCAAGAAAGAAGCAAAUCUGUUGAGUUCUAUGAUUUUCUUCAAGUAAAUACUGAAUCCAGUAAAAGUGAAGUUACAGACAAUGCCAGAAGAGAUGAUGAGGAAGUCAAUCAAAAUGCUAUGGGAGAGCAGAAUAAGGAUUGUGGCGUUCCAUUCAUUGAUUUUUUGUCUACUGGAAGCAGCUAACAUAGUGCAAAAUUAAGUUUGCCCAUUUGGCCAUUUGUAUGAAUGAAGCCUGACUAGAACGAAAUCUCACCUUAGGUUCCGUUCAUGUAACUAUAAGCGCAUUCACAAAAACUGUAACGUAUUUAAUUAAGGAUAUAUGUACACUUGUAACAAGAAGUACAAAAUAUAUACUGCUUAUGUAUGUGUACAGAAUUCAAAAUUAAAUAUUAACCGAAGAAAAAAUAGAAAUGCUAUGGGUACUUUUGCA